AUUCAGCCCAGAAUCAGAUUAGCAAAUUCCCACUAGUUUAUGUGUUUUCAUUUUUAAUGAAUUAAAAAAAGCUAUGAUGAUCAUGAGAUCAACAUAUAUUUUACAAGAAAGAAAAAACAGCUCAUAAUGAUGAUGAUGGGAGUUGGGUUGGACCACAGAGUAUAUUCUACCUGCACCAAAUACAGACAUACUGUUCUUGUAGAACAGGGGCAGUUCAGUGACUUGUGAUUAUACAAGUUUUUAAUUUUGGAUUACAACCCACACAACAAUUCAAGCUAAUUAAUCACUGUUAAUGGCAAUUUUAUAAUUGAAACAUGAAAUGGGAGUUGUUAUGGAGAAAAAAGAAAAGUUGAAAGUAGGUACAUGUGAUUGCAAUUAGAGUUAGUUGGGCACAUGAGAUUUUUUUCCUUUCUUUGAAAGGUCUCCGUUCUUGAAAUUGAACAUAUGAUCAUUUGUGGAAAAGAGAUGGAGCCUUUGAAUCCAAAAUCUCUUGAGAGAGUGGUUUCACAGAGAGCUUUUCAGAUGGGCAGUUCAUUCCCAUGCCAAUUAUGUGUGGUGGGUUUUCUUUGUGGGGUUUGCCUUACCUCAUUGUUUCUGGCUGCUCUCACUUCAUUUGGUGCUUCUGCCUUUGUUGGUAUUUCAUUUUCAACAUUUUCGACUGAAAUUCCCCCUUUGAAUUCGAGCCCAGCAGCUAUCAAUGUUACAGGUGGAGAUAUUAAUGUGAUACGUAGAGAAAGAGAGAUAAUUAUGCGUUCACGGGAAAGUACUAGCCCUGGAACGGACGAGAAAGUGUCUUCACUAUAUUCUGCAUGGAGUGAUUUACUUGGUAAAUCAAUAGAUGAGAAUGGUCAAUUCUCCCAGUGGACCAUUUUGAGAAAAUCCAAUGUACCAAAAGCCCCUCACUUGGAGAACUGCAAGUUGAGUGCAGAAGUAAACCAACGUCUUGAUAGGCGACUUCAAAAUGAGUCUUUCCCGCCUUGGACAAUUUGGAAAGGACAGUUGGAUGACUUCCCACUGUCUAUAACUGAUGAUCAGCUGAAGAACUACAGGGAUCAGAUGAUAUCUGAAGGAUCUUAUCCUCCUUGGAUCACGGGAUCUGAUGAAGAAAACUACCCACUUACCAGGAAAGUGCAACGUGAUAUAUGGCUUCAUCAGCAUCCAGUGAACUGCAGUGAUCCUAGUGUAAGGUUUCUAGUUGCCGACUGGGAGAGAUUGCCUGGAUUUGGUAUUGGAGCACAAGUUGCCGCAAUGUGCGGUCUUCUUGCUAUUGCAAUUAACGAGAAAAGGGUUCUUGUCACGGGCUACUAUAACAGAGCUGACCAUGAUGGCUGUAAAGGUUCAUCACGCUCUAGUUGGUCUUGUUAUUUCUUUCCUGAAACAUCCCAGGAAUGUAGGAAUCGUGCAUUUGAGCUAAUGAAAGAAAAAGAAGCCUGGGAAAAGGGGAUUAUAACAAGGAAAGGCAAUUAUACUACAAAAGUAAUAUGGACUGGACGCGUUCCUAGGAUAUGGGGAAAUCCUUGGAGUAUCAUGCAGCCAACUACAGAGAUAAAUGGGAGUCUCAUUGCUCAUCAUCGCAAAAUGGACCAUCGGUGGUGGCGAGCACAGGCUUUGCGCUACCUGAUGAGGUUUAAUUCUGAAUAUACAUGUCACUUACUAAACAAAGCACGACAUGCUGCAUUUGGAUGGGAAGCUGCAAAUAUGGUCCUUAUGUCAUCUUCCAAAGAUUUUAGUGAGGUUUGUAAUUCUUAAUCCACCGGUGGUCAC
Molecule: messenger RNA, 1764 nt
Organism: Olea europaea var. sylvestris
Lineage: Eukaryota; Viridiplantae; Streptophyta; Magnoliopsida; Lamiales; Oleaceae
Exons: 7
Coding region: 445-1749 (434 amino acids)
Biological process (GO): protein N-linked glycosylation
Molecular function (GO): alpha-(1->6)-fucosyltransferase activity
Source: RefSeq, a predicted model, not a curated record